Gryllus bimaculatus (two-spotted cricket) is the source of this 699-nucleotide messenger RNA. NCBI's taxonomy places the organism in Eukaryota, Metazoa, Arthropoda, Insecta, Orthoptera, Gryllidae. The record is from the annotation of a GenBank genome assembly.
ACUUCUGGUGCAGCAGGAGUGUCAGUAGCAGCAGGGGUUUCAGGCACAGCAGGAGCAUCGCUAGCAGCAGGUGCUGCUGCAACUUCAGCAGGAGGAGCAGCUUCAGCGGUUGGAGCAGGAGCACCUUCAGCAGGUGGUGCUGCUGUUGGAGAUGCUCCUUCAGCAGGUGCCCCUUCAGCAGGUGGUGCUGCUGGAGAUGCUCCUUCAGCAGGUGGAGCUGCUGCAGCGGGUGCCCCUUCAGCAGGUGGGGCUGCCGCAGGGGAUGCCCCUUCAGCUGGUGGUGCACCCUCGGCAGGUGAUGCUCCUUCAACUGGGGGAGCACCCUCAGCAGGCGGUGCAGCUGCCGGAGGUGCUCCUUCAGCAGGAGGGGCUCCUUCAGCAGGUGGUGCUCCUGCAGGUGGCGCACCUUCAGCUGGCGGUGCUCCUUCAGCAGGCGGUGGCCCCGCAGGCGGUGCACCUUCAGCAGGCGGUGCACCUUCAGCGGGCGGUGCACCUUCUGCAGGGGGUGCUCCUUCAGCAGGCGGUACACCUUCUGCAGGGGGUGCUCCUUCUGCAGGGGGUGCUCCUUCAGCAGGGGGUGCUCCUUCAGCAGGAGGUGCUCCUUCAGCAGGAGGUGCUCCUUCAGCAGGAGGUGCUCCUUCAGCAGGGGGUGCUCCUUCAGCAGGGGGUGCUCCUUCAGCAGGGGGUGCUCCUUCAGCA